This is a messenger RNA of Fonsecaea nubica, 1398 nucleotides long. RefSeq names its product saccharopine dehydrogenase [NADP(+), L-glutamate-forming]. The transcript is spliced from 2 exons. NCBI's taxonomy places the organism in Eukaryota, Fungi, Ascomycota, Eurotiomycetes, Chaetothyriales, Herpotrichiellaceae. Gene Ontology annotation, molecular function: saccharopine dehydrogenase activity. The record is from RefSeq and is a predicted model, not a curated record. Gene Ontology annotation, cellular component: cytoplasm. The coding region runs from base 1 to 1398 and encodes 465 amino acids.
AUGGCAUCGCUCAUCACCACCAUCCAGUCCAAAUUGGGCUAUUCUUCCCAAAAAGCCCUUCUUCUCGGCGCAGGAUUCGUCACAAAACCCACCGUCGAGAUCCUCGCAAAUGCCGGUGUUGAGGUUACCGUCGCAUGCCGCACGCUCGAAAGUGCAAAGAAACUAUGCGAAGGUAUCAAGAACACGCGGCCAAUCUCCCUCGAUGUCACCAAUGAAGAGGCUCUCGACGCCGAGAUGGCCAAAACCGACCUUGCCAUCAGUCUCAUCCCAUACACCUUCCACGCGACCAUUAUCAAGUCCGCGAUCCGGAAGAAGAAGAAUGUCGUCACCACCAGCUACGUUUCCCCGGCCAUGUUGGAGUUGGAAGAUCAGGUCAAGGAAGCGGGCAUUACGGUCAUGAACGAGAUCGGUCUGGAUCCGGGCAUCGACCAUCUCUACGCCGUGAAGACCAUCGAAGAGGUUCACAAGGCCGGUGGCAAGAUCAAGUCUUUUCUUUCAUACUGCGGUGGGCUGCCGGCUCCGGAAGCCAGCGACAACCCUCUAGGGUACAAAUUCUCCUGGUCAAGUCGAGGGGUCCUGCUAGCCCUCCGUAACUCGGCCAAGUUCUACGAGGAUGGCUCCGUCAAGGAAAUCGCUGGACCAGAGCUUAUGAGCAGUGCAAAGCCUUACUUCAUCUACCCGGGCUUCGCGUUCGUGGCAUAUCCCAACAGAGACUCGACCCCCUACCGAGAAAAAUACAGCAUCCCAGAAGCCCAGACUGUAAUCCGUGGUACGCUGCGGUACCAAGGCUUCCCGGAAUUCGUCAAGGUGCUGGUCGAUAUCGGCUUUCUGUCGGAAGAAGAGCAGCCUUUCCUUAAGCCGUCUGCUGACAAGAAGCCAAUAACCUGGGCGGAGGCGACGCAGAAAAUCAUUGGCGCGACCAGCAGCAAGGAGUCGGAUCUUUCGUGGGCAAUCAGCUCCAAGACGACUUUCAAGGAUACACCAGAGAAACAACGUAUCAUCUCAGGAAUCAAAUGGCUUGGCCUGUUUUCAGAGACACCCAUCACACCGCGAGGCAACCCACUUGAUACACUCUGUGCCACACUCGAAGAGAAGAUGCAGUACGAAAAGGGCGAGAGAGACAUGGUCAUGCUGCAGCAUAAAUUCGAGAUCGAGCACAAAGACGGAUCCCGAGAGACCAGGACGAGCACUCUUUGUGAUUAUGGUGACCCGAACGGAUACAGCUCUAUGGCGAAAUUGGUUGGUGUCCCGUGCGGAUUGGCCUGUUUGAUGGUGCUGGACGGAAGAAUCAAGGAGAGGGGCAUCCUCGCACCGCUGAAGUGGGAGUUGGCGGGGCCCAUUCUGACGGAGUUGAAGGAGAAGUAUGGAAUCUUCUUGACUGAGAAGACGCUCGAAUAG